Molecule: messenger RNA, 3517 nt
Organism: Chelonoidis abingdonii (Abingdon island giant tortoise)
Lineage: Eukaryota; Metazoa; Chordata; Testudines; Testudinidae
Gene: MUC15
Product: mucin 15, cell surface associated
Source: RefSeq, a predicted model, not a curated record
UACAGUGCAUUCCUGAUGAGCGUGACAGCUGCAUUUACAGUACCUGUGUUCUACUGUGUUCACUAAACUAAUUGCACUCUGUGCCACAGAAGUAUUUCAAACCUACCUGCAUAUACUGUAGAGCUAAAAGGUUCCCUACAUAAAGAAACAAACUACAAAGUCAAUACCAUGCUGCCUUCCAGUGGAAUUCUUUUUAUUUUGCUGCCGGUUAGUUUAUGGUGGACCAGAAGCAAUGGUUACAAUAGGACAGUCAGUACAAACACUGACAAUAGUUCAACUACAGAUACAACUCCACUUACACACCAAGGAACUUCACAUCAGUUAGGUGUUACUGAAGAUAAUGGAAUAACUCCUUCUGCUAUAAGCUAUGCUGCACCAACAAUGGUCAAUAAAAAUGCAGCAGAAAGUACAGUAAUAGAGAGCAUCACUCAAAGCAAUAGUGUAUCUCAGAAUUCCUCUAACACAGUGUUGUCUUUGACUUCACAUGUGGAUAAGGGUUCAACAGAGGGCACAAAUACUUCUGCCAAAAAUGUCAACAGAAUCUCACCAUCUUCAACAAUAUCCAUAACCAUGAGUGACAUUUCCACAGUGACUGAAAGCAACAUGCCUACAAAUACUGGUGGAUCAUCGAAAACGGAAACCAAAAACUUCACUUCAGUCACCUAUAAGACCAGUUCUACUGCAACAAUCUCCACUAAAGACUCUCUAAAGAGCUCCAUGGAAGUCUCAUCCACGAACAGUCCAUCAAAUACACUGACCACAUUAUCCACACACAAGAGUGGCAGUGUCACAACAGACUUCAAAACAAUUUCACAGACUACAGAAAAUGUACACCAGAAUUUCACCAACCAUUCUAUAGUCCCAUCAAAUCCGAAAGAACCCAACAAAGAGAAUCGCCACAGUGCAGGAGUAGUGUUUGGUGCGAUUGUAGGAGCCAUUCUAGGAUCUGCAUUAAUUGGUCUGAUUGGGUACUUUAUAUGUGGGAAAAGAAAGUCUGGCUCAUUUUCCCAUCAGCGACUUUAUGACGACACAAGGACUGAACCAGGUCUCCGAUUAGAUAAUUCAUCACAUGAUGUGAGCUUUGGUGAUUUGUCUUACUACAACCCCAGUACAACAAACGAACCAGCAGCACCGAACAGCAGAGGAAGACCUUAUGAUGGCAUUCCAAUGGGUGAUAUGACUUCGUCUCAACCCUCAGCAUAAAGUCUGCGAGUAAUGUCCGCUGGCUUCAGAUUACAAACUCGUUUGUGAUCUAUGUGCCUUGUUUUACAUACAUAAUCCUAUGGCUAUUGACAUGAAAGGCUUUGGAUUGCAUAUCUGAAAUCAUAAGAUAUAUUAACAGAUGCCAGUCAUACACUGCUGUGCCAGAGCACCAAUUGUCGCAGUUGGUAAUUAAACUAAAUUCAAUGCUCAAUCUGCUUGUGUGUUAAAAGGCACUAUGCUAUCUUUUAAAAAACAAUAUUAGCAAACUGCACAGAAACAGGCAAAAUCCUGUUUGUUGCACCUGGGCAACUUCCUUUGGCUUCAGUCGAGGUUGCAAACAUAUAACAGAGCAAUAUACGACCAGGACUCUAAGGAAAGUUUAGCACCAAGACAAAAUAACCAUAAUGACUAUCUUGAUGAGAAGCAGUUUUCUUCAAAUGUCAUUUCCAUCAGAUAUGCUGCUUGGGGGAUUUCCUCCUCGCCUUGAUAUUUGCAUCUUCCUGAGAGAAAAAGCUAUACGGCACUGGUUUUAACUACUUUACUUACAGUUUGCAAUUUGCCAGGCCAAAGUGAAUUAUUGUUUAGCAUGAAAAGAAUUUGCUCACACAGAGUUACAAUUACUACAAAAAGGAGACCACAAGAAUGAAUAGUCAACUUCCUCCUCCUCUGCACCAGUUGGUCUAUUAUCUACAUCGCAGGUUAGGAUCUGUGGAAAUGAUGCAGCAUAUUUUGGGAUAGGCUACGUGGAAGGAAUGAAUUCUCUUUGGGUAAAAAAUAUAAAAAGAAUCCAGAGAACCACAUACUAGUUUAAAAUCUUGCUCAUUCAGCAAGUCUAAAAAACAUUGAGAUAUCCAAAAUAAUAGUACAAUGUAUCGGUUUAUAGCCACCUAAGAUGCCUAAAGACAUAAGCAGAGUUUUAGGAAGGUAAAAUAUUACUGGUAAGAACAACAUGAUGCUUAGGGGUCUUAAAGAUUAAGGGGCCUAAUAUUUGUGUGGGACAUAUGUUUAUUGCUGUGGAUCUUAAUGUGUGUUAUUAAGAGUGGACACAGUGGAACUACACCCACAAAUAACAGCUGAGAACCUGGCCACGAGUAUGUUAAGUUCACAAAGAAAAAAGCAAUAAGACGUUAAAUGUCAGUCAUUUGCAACUGUGAUAAUCUAAUGUAAGUGAAUAUAGGUAAGUGUAUAAGUGAACCAUGACUACAGAGAAACAAAAUUAAAAUCUCCAUCACUGUGCUGGAUCUUCAAAGCACCCUGAACUGUCAGACGUUUGACCAUGAGGGUAAAUGGAAUUUCCUUGGACUUCUUUUUCUGGUAUACUCUCUGCUUUAGAGAGUAUCACAGGGUUGAUACAGGAUCCAAGUCUAAAGAGCAAUUGCUAGAGGGCCACUCUAUCAGUGCUGUCUGCCUCAGAGAAAGCAAGGACUUUGCCUUAGGACUGGGGAGAACCCAGAAAAACUCAGGGGAUUAUUAAUUAUUCUGGACAUUCAUACUAAACAAAAAAUUGACACAAGUAGCCCCUGGGUGAUAGCUAAGGACUGCACACAUAUCUGCAUAUUGUGUGCAGAAGGACAAAUCACAUGGCCAUGAAUGAAAAGUUUUUGCGGCUUUAUAUAAUUAAAUAAUUACAGGAACCAUUAUGUUGUGUGCUUACAACAGCAAAGUGGAGAUGUAACAAUGAAUUGCCACAGCUGCAAGCAUUACAAGUGCACACACCAGAUGUUUUCAUUGUUUUUGUCUCCUAUUGAUCACCCCUUUUUUAAAAUCUAAUUAAGUUGUUUGCAUAUCUAUUUUUGCCAGCAAGGACAUCAAAACAUAAAUGAUGUUCAACCACAUAUUGUGAAUUAACACUUUUGAAACCCCUUCUCUUCCCCUUCGCACUUGCUGCAUCCAAGAAGGUGAGAAAUGCCUGUUCAUGUGUAUUAUAUAAAUACAGCAUCUGCGUGGCAUUUAACCUCAUCACAAUGGUACAGCAUUGGUUUGAAUAGAGUGUGGACCAAUGUUAAAGUCUCAGGGUACAAAUAUGCAGCACUUUCACAGAAAGAAGUAUCUACUCAUCUAUCUCAGAUAUUUGCAGCAUGCUAAUCUUGUUAUAACCUAGAUGUUGCCACUGACUUCCCAUUGCAAACUUGUUAUUGACUGCAAUGAAAGAUCACUGGAUCAGACCCCUCAGUGUUGUAAAAACUGCAUUUGCCUGCUUUUGAACAAAGAAAUGUUACACAAUGGCAACUCCUGUUCAAGAAUCACCUCUGAGCAUUUACUUUUUGUUUGAUGCCUCCUGGUGAGGAGCAUGAUGUCACAGUGAAUGCAGAGA